Molecule: messenger RNA, 5370 nt
Organism: Anas platyrhynchos (mallard)
Lineage: Eukaryota; Metazoa; Chordata; Aves; Anseriformes; Anatidae
Source: RefSeq, a predicted model, not a curated record
AAGUAAAAGACUAAUAUCUGUAAGAAAAUGGAAAUGAUGGCAUUGUUUUAAGAUGUUAGGGCAGUUUGUAGUGAGUGAUUAGCAUCUUCAGAGGAUUUUUCAGAGCCAAGUUUUAAUUAAAAUAUAUGACAAUCUGAAGUAAUUAACUUCAAGUGAUAGUAAUACAAAGUGAAUAAGAGAGACCUGUUUCCAUAGUACCAUUUUAAUUGGUUAAGGCUGUGCAGCUGUGAGUGUUUUGGGCCUGUAUACAAUUUGAAACUGGAUACAUAAACACCUGUGAGUAACUGUGAGAUUGUACAUUGCUUGCAGUCUAAACCAGGCUUUUCCUCAGAAGGAAGCAGCAAAAUUGUUUCUAGAUGUGCUUGUCCACCAACCAACAGUUGUUUUGACCUUAUGGGUCACAUUCUUCUCUCUAGGUGCUCAGAAAUAGCUCUUUCCUUGUGUGCAUUCACAACUGCUUUUUUCUUACAAUUUUCUUCCUCCAUCUGUACAAACUGUAGUUGAAAGCAAACUUUGAUGCUUUGGGUAUAGAUGCUCCAACAGCUUUACAGGAACUGGUCUGUGGUGUGGUGUUUUUUUUCUGAUUGUGGAACAGUUCCUUAAAAGCAGAGUGCAUUUUUCAGAAAGACUCAGUGCUGGAAGUCUGAAAUAACAAUAGGACCACCAGGUUAGCAUCAUGCUUCUACCAGAAACCAUUGUUCUACAUUAAGAAGCUUUUUUACCAGUCACGAAAUCAAGAAAAAAAAAAAGCCAAUCACGCAUAGUUGUUCAGCUGCAUGAAUCAACGGCCUGCUUAAACUAACUGGGAUAAACAGCAAGGAGCAUCCAGAAUUAGUAUAUUUCUCCACUUGUUUUAAAUGAACAUAAGUUUUGUAGUGAGACAAACACGCUUGCCUUAGGGAAGAAAUGACAGAGCACGCAGCAAUGGACAACUUUAUGUUGCCAUGGCAACAGUGUGAAUUAAACCUGAAACACCCCAUCCCAAAUAUGAAUGGAGUGCCAAGCACUCCACCCACCUGUCGGCUGAUCUCUGCACUGUGGUUGAGCUGGUUACGAGCCAUGGUAACAGCACGGCUUUGUUUUGGCGUGUGUAAUAUUUCUGUUUGGGAUCUUGUGACAGCACAAGUUUGCAGCGACAGUGUCUUAACACUAAUUCCUGGAAGGUACCAAUCAUGAUUGUAAAACAAAGGACAUAAACAACACAUGAGCUUUAUUCACCUCUUCAUUUCCUUCAUAGCUUUGUGAGCCUGUCAAUCCGCAGAAAGCUUCACCUGCAGCUGGAAGAAGCAGCCUGUCCCAUUGCAAGAAUUCAGUCUAGUUCUGUUUUAAAAUAUUGGAGUCAGCACUUGCAAGACGCAUGGGAAAUCGGGAAAGGAUUACUCAUGAAUGGGAUCCAGAUGGUGAUGGCUAGUGGCUGAAGUUUCUGGGCAAAAUGCCAGGAUUAUUCAAGUUUUCAGAGAUACCCAGAGAAUAUCUACAGAUACACAGCCUAUCUGCAGAGAUUUGCUGACUUGUUUUGAGGACACCCAAGAUGAGAGAGGAGACCCAAGAGAAGGGACCCAAGAAGAGCCAGCAGAGACUUUGUGGACUUCCUUUGCUGAUGGCAGAGUCAGACUGAGAAUAGAUAACACAUGUCCGCAGACUCCCAUAACAGUUCAUCAGAUGUUCAAGGAGAGCCUAGAAAAAUACGGAUCUCUUAAUGCUUUGGCAAGCAGAAAGAAUGGAAAGUGGGAGAAGAUAACUUUUUCAGAGUAUUAUUGCUUUUCCAGGAAAGCAGCCAAGAGCUUCUUGAAGCUUGGUCUUGAACGAUUCCACAGCGUAGCAAUCCUUGGAUUUAAUUCUCCGGAAUGGUUCAUCUCAGCUGUUGGAGCUGUUUUUGCUGGAGGAAUUGUCACAGGAAUAUAUACAACCAAUUCACCAGAGGCCUGCCACUACAUUGCUUAUGAUAGCAAAACCAACAUCAUGGUUGUGGAAAAUCGGAAACAACUGGACAAGAUAAUGCAGAUCUGGAAUCGUUUGCCACACUUGAAAGCAGUUGUGCUGUACAAGGACUCCAUUCCAGAGAGAUGUCCAAAUCUGUAUACGAUGGAAGAGUUUCUGGACUUGGGAGAUGACAUAUCUGAUGCUACUUUGGAUGAUAUUAUUAACUCCCAAAAGCCGAAUCAAUGCUGUGUACUAAUAUAUACAUCCGGAACAACUGGGAAGCCAAAAGGAGCCAUGUUGAGUCAUGACAAUAUAACUUGGACAUCAGCACAUUGCAGCAGAGCAGGAGAUAUGCAACCUGCAGAGGUCCAACAAGAGUCCAUAGUCAGUUAUCUUCCACUCAGCCACAUAGCUGCACAGAUAUAUGACCUGUGGACUGGAAUCAAAUGGGGAGAACAAGUUUACUUUGCUGAGCCAGAUGCUCUCAAGGGCAGCUUGAUCAACACACUAAAAGAAGUGCGGCCAACAUCUCACAUGGGAGUUCCCAGAGUGUGGGAGAAAGUCAUGGAGAAGUUGAAGGAUGCUUCUGCUCAGUCAGGAUUUCUGAAGAGGAAAAUGCUGUCAUGGGCUAUGUCAGUUAGCUUAGAGAGAAACCUGAACUGCUCAAGCAGCAGUGACCUAAAGCAGUUUUGGACAAGGUUAGCAGACUACUUGGUGCUUGCUAAAAUACGCAACGCUCUGGGUUUUUCUUGCUGUCAGAAGCACUUUUGUGGUGCUGCUCCACUCAAUACAGAAACACUGUAUUUUUUCUUGGGUCUGAACAUCACCUUAUAUGAGGCCUAUGGAAUGAGUGAAACCACAGGCCCACAUUGCCUGUCUGGGCCAUAUAAUUACAGGCAGCACAGCUGUGGCAAACCAGUACCUGGCUGCAGAGUGAAAUUGGUGAAUGAAGACACAGAAGGCAAUGGAGAAAUCUGUUUCUGGGGAAGGACUGUUUUCAUGGGUUAUUUAAAUAUGGAAGACAAAACAAAAGAAGCGUUUGAUGAGGAUGGGUGGCUGCAUUCUGGAGAUUUAGGAAAACUAGAUGAGGAUGGCUUUCUCUAUGUCACUGGAAGAAUUAAAGAUUUGAUUAUUACAGCUGGAGGUGAAAAUGUGCCUCCAGUUCCAAUUGAAGAUGCUGUGAAAAAAGAACUCCCAAUUGUUAGUAAUGCCAUGGUGAUUGGAGACAAAAAGAAGUUUUUGUCCAUGUUGUUGACCCUAAAAAGCGUACUGGAUCCAGAUACAUCAGAUCCCACUGACCUCCUCACUGAGCAAGCUAGAGAAUUCUGCCAGAAGAGUGGUAGUAAAGCCACUAAAGUUUCAGAGAUAGUAGCUACAAGGGAUCAGGCAAUCUACCAGGCCAUUCAAGAGGGAAUCAACAAAGUCAACAUGAGUGCUACAAAUAGGGUUCAUUGUAUUCAAAAAUGGAUAGUUCUGCCAAGAGAUUUUUCCAUUUCUGGGGGAGAACUAGGUCCGACAAUGAAGUUAAAACGGCUCACUGUGCUUGAGAAAUACAGAAAAGAAGUAGACUCCUUCUAUCAAGAAUAAGAAGUCUUUCAUCCAACCAUUAAGGAAGACCUGUGAGCUAAAGAAAGUAUUUCCUAAUCAUAAGCAUUAAGGAAAAUUUGUUUUUGUUAUGUAGUCUAGUUUCACUAGAAAACUGCUCUAUUAAUUUAGUUAUUUCUGAUACUCACGUGAGAGUUUGUCCUGUUCGUAUAGCAGCAUCUACAGUGUGUCCUUUUUCUAAUAUAGCUUUUACUUUAUGUCCUGAAUGAACAAGAUUAAAGACACCUGCAUGUUAUGUAUGAAGUGGGUAUAACUAAUUAAUUCCUCUAGACUGAAACAGAAGGAAAAUCUUUAUGCAGUGAUUUACCUUUGUGUUGUUCUGUAGGAGGUUCGCUGUAGCUCAUGUUUUAUUUCAGUAGAUCAGUAGUUAGCAGUAGUGUUAAACAAAACUGUUAUACCAUUCCACUGAUAAAGAUGAUUAUUAAAAAAAAUAAGUCACAAGGCCUCUUUUCUUCUGUCCAAGGGAGAAGCAAAUUUUCACUAGCAUACCAUUUUGGAGCCUAACCAACACUCUUCUGAAGGGCUAGACUUCAGUGAGACUUCUCUGAAAGCAGGAGGUCAUCACUUUUUAAAUCCAUGUUGAAAUAAGCGUUAUUUCCCCUAAAAACAAGCACUCCAAGAAGUUGGGGGAAUAGCUUCCUAAGAGUGAAAGACAAACUAGGUAAUAUAAGAGCUCUCGCAUAAAAAUAAGUUUGUGUUCUAAAUCAUAGUUUAAAGAGUUCACAGGACUCUUUAAAGCAAAAAUAUUUAGAAGGAAAGUUUAUCUGUAUUGCAACAGUAUCAUUGUGUUUCAAUAUUAAUGUUGUACUAAUGCUUACAAAGGGGAACUGUAUUUCUUCUUCCCCUUAUAAAAUAUAAAUCACAUCACAUGAAGGGCUAAAGGGUCUGGUAGUGAGUAAUAUUUGGCAGAGUUAUAAUAGCGAACAACAACAGAGACUACAAUUCUUGAUUUAAAAACAAAAACACAAAAAACACCUUGCAGAACAGGCUAUUUUCUCUAUGAAAGUUCCAUGAUCAGUCUUAAACAUCCUGUAAAUUCAGUUUGUUGCAAGUACCAACAAUCAGAUCAAUACACAAGCCAUGACAGCAAUCUAGGAUUACAAAAACAACAAGCAAUUGGACUUGGAAAACUUUAUUUUUUCCCUAUUUUGUGCGUAAUGGUACUUCAGGAGUUCUUAAACAAUAUUAAAGGAAACAACACAGCCAGCAGCUUGCAAAACAUAGAAGGAACUGUCAUCCUAUUCACCAAAAGCAGAGUACAUAAGGAAUAAAGCUUGUUGUCCCUCUACCACCAUGGCAUUAGGUGGUAUAAAAUAGCUGAGAUGCUUACUAUAUAGAGCAAUGCUAGAAGACAGACAUUACCCAAACUAGUUUCAAGUCUGAAACAACCAGCCUAAAUAGUCUCACUGAGAAGUAACUAAGAGGAGUAAUACCUAUUAACACAAUAAAGCUUUAAGAAGUCUGGUUCUGGCACUAGGUAUAAUCCCAUGCUAUAGCCACGACUUGUAAAAAUGUGCAUUUCCUUGUAGGAUAUGCUAAUGGAAAGCAUACCCUAAGACAUGUCGGUCAGAGUGACUCAUGAGGAACUGUAUGUGAUGAAGGAGGGAAGGAAAAAAAGGUGCUUUUAUGCUUACUGGACUUAGUAAGCAGUAAGAAAAAAAGAAUUUGAGAUUCCCUCCAAUAGGGAUGAAAUGUAUUUCUGAAAUGUAGGUACCAGAGCCAAGCCUUUAACUCUGUCUUAAUCCCUUUAGGACCAGUCCCUUACAUUCCGAGUUUAUAGACUAAAAUUACUAGUCAGUGCAAUGAGAUACACUGCAUAAAAACAAAGUACAACACAAAAAA